AUGCAUUUCUAUGAUAAAUUCGGUCUUCAAGUACAAGAUUCUUUACUUAUAAAUGAUCUGAUUCGAUCUUGUGGUCAAUAUCUUUAUGUACUUGAUCUUCGUUUAAAUUCAUUACAAGAUAAUGGUAUGUCUCAUAUAGCUUCACAAUUAAGUCAAUAUGAUGAACAUCAUACACAUCAAAAUUCAAUACAUAAAAUAAGUUUUCAAUCAAAUCAAUUAACAUCUCAAGGUGUUGGUUUUCUAGCUAAAUCAUUAUUACAUAAUCGUACAAUACGUUCAUUAAAUUUAAGUCAUAAUCCAAUAACAAAUGAAGGUUUAUUUUUAUUACGUGAUACAUUAUUAACAAAUCGUACAAUAAAUGAAUUAAUAUUAAGAAAUUGUCGUUUAACAGAUCAAGCUGCUAUUGCUUUAGCUGAAUAUAUAGCUGAAUCAUCAACAAUACAAUAUAUUGAUUUAAGAGAAAAUAAUAUUCAAGUAAGUGGUAUAUGUGGUAUGGCAAUAGCAAUGAAAAAUAAUAAAUCAUUAUUAAAACUUGAUUUUGAUCAAAUUAUUUCAACAUCAACAAAUUCAAAUUUACAACCGAAUAAUAAUAAUAAUAAUAAUAAUAGUAAUAAUAUUGAUCGUUCAACAACAAAUACAAGUAGUCUUCUUUCAUUAUCAAAUCUUCGACGAAUGACAAUUGGUUUUGGUAAUUCAACAAAUAAUAUAUCAAAUAAUUCAAAUGGAACGAGUAAUCCUACUACACGUGAAUUAUUUGAACAAAAACUUAAAUGGAUGAAUGAUAUUGAAUGUAUUUGUCAAAGAAAUUUACUUCUUUAUGAAGAUCAAUUACGUCGACAACAAGAAGAAGAAGAAAAACAACAACAACAACAACAAAAUGGACAAAUAAUUGAUAAUGAUGAAAAAAAUAUAACUAAUGGAAUUGAUCAACAAGAAUCAUCAAUUACAACAUCGAAUGAUAUUCUUUUAGAAGAAAAUAUCACAGAUGAAAGUCCAUCAAAUGAGAAUAUUCCAUCAUUAUCAACAGAUAAUGAACAUUCAACAUUUUGUAUUCAAGAUAACAGUGAAGAUAAUACACACAUAUCAACAGAUGAAAUUUUACAAUCAAAUGAUACUUCAGUUAAUAAUAAUGAUAUCGUGAUAGAACUUAUAAAUACUCACUCUCAUAAUGAUAAUGAAGUUGCACAAGUAACAGAUAGUCCUAUCGAGUAAGUUAUUCUUCGAUGUUGUCUGAAUUUCUAUGUAAUUAUGUAUAACUUCGAGGAAAAAACCCAAAAAUUUAAUAUUUUCGAAGAUGGAUGAUAACUUGAAUAAGAAAUGAAGGGAAUCAUGUCUUGGCAAAUAUGCAUAGGAAAACGAUCUCUCUAAUUCUGUUCCGUGAUCUGACAAUUGUAAAACUUAGCAUAAUGGGCUUUACGACUACGACUUGUUGCUCUCCUGGGCUUCGUGCAGACUACAAUUGAUAAAACAAUUAUAACACAUAAAGUUGUUAUUCAUGUAGUUGUCAAAAAGCAAUGAGUUUGACUGUUUUUUGAAUAACUUUUGAUAGGAGCAACAUGAAGUCCUGGAGUUUUCACCAUUCAAGAGAGAAGCUUCUAGGUUGUCGACAUAUACUGAAAUCUCAUUGGUCAAUAACUCACGAUUUAGAUGAGUUCUUUGGAGAGAUUUUGAAAAAAACAAGAUAUUCUAAAACCAUUUUCCAUUGCAUCUUGAUUUCGAAUAUGUUUAACUGGUAGGAAAAAUUUUUCUCUUUCG
Messenger RNA from Rotaria sordida, 1755 nucleotides. Lineage: Eukaryota; Metazoa; Rotifera; Eurotatoria; Philodinida; Philodinidae. The record is from the annotation of a GenBank genome assembly.